AUGCCUCGCUCCCAUCAGCCGCCUCCGCCGCCCGGCCUCCUGAGCCGCACUCCUUCUCGCUCGUCCCCGGCGCUUCCGCCCAAAAAAGAACAGCAAGAAGCAAUUGAACAUAUUGAUGAAGUACAAAAUGAAAUAGACAGACUAAUUGAACAAGCCAGUGAGGAGAUUUUGAAAGUAGAACAGAAAUAUAAUAAACUCCGCCAACCAUUUUUUCAGAAGAGGUCAGAAUUGAUCUCCAAAAUCCCAAAUUUUUGGGCAACAUUUGUCAGCCAUCCACAAGUGUCUGCACUGCUUGGGGAAGAAGAUGAGGAGGCGCUGCGUUAUUUGACCAGAGUUGAAGUGACAGAAUUUGAAGAUAUAAAAUCACGUUACAGAAUAGAUUUUUAUUUUGAUGAAAAUCCUUACUUCGAAAAUAAAGUUCUCUCCAAAGAAUUUUAUCUGAAUGAGAGUGGUGAUCCAUCCUCAAAGUCCACCGAAAUCAAAUGGAAAUCGGGAAAGGAUUUGACGAAAAGCUCCAGUCAAACGCAGAAUAAAGCCAGCAGAAAGCGACAGCAUAAAGAACCAGAGAGCUUCUUUACCUGGUUUACUGACCAUUCUGAUGCUGGCGCAGAUGAGUUAGGAGAGGUCAUCAAAGAUAUUUGGCCAAAUCCACUGUAGUACUACUUGGUUCUUCAUAUGAUGAUGAUGAUGAAUGAUGAAGGAUUAGAAGACAUUGAUGAAGAAGGGGAUGAGGAUGAAGGUGAAGAAGAUGAAGAUGAUGAUGAAGGGGAGCAAGGAGAGGAUGAUGGAGAAGAUGACUAA
Messenger RNA from Castor canadensis (American beaver), 801 nucleotides. The record is from RefSeq and is a predicted model, not a curated record. NCBI's taxonomy places the organism in Eukaryota, Metazoa, Chordata, Mammalia, Rodentia, Castoridae.